Molecule: messenger RNA, 5486 nt
Organism: Trichoplusia ni (cabbage looper)
Lineage: Eukaryota; Metazoa; Arthropoda; Insecta; Lepidoptera; Noctuidae
Product: uridine-cytidine kinase-like 1
Cellular component (GO): cytoplasm
Molecular function (GO): kinase activity; ATP binding
Source: RefSeq, a predicted model, not a curated record
CGACACAGAACUAGCUUUGGAGCUGAGCGAGCAAGUAUUCCUGGAUGAUGAUGAAUACUCGACGCGCGCGCCCGCCUCGCCCACCACAGUGCCGAACGUGCGGCCUUACAGACCACCCUCCACAGGUUCAAAUAUCCUGAAGUCUCCUCGCGCGCGUCGCGUGCGCACCACCUCGAUGUCGCAGCCGAACAAGCGCACGACGGCGGAGAGCAUCCUGCACGCCGACAGACGCACGAUAUACACAGCCGGCAGACCGCCCUGGUACAACUGUACGGGGGGGCAGGAGGUCGAACCUUUUCUUAUUGGUAUUUGCGGCGCCAGCGCGUCGGGCAAGACGACAGUCGCAGCCAAAAUCAUAGAAUCUCUCAACAUACCAUGGGUCACCAUAGUCAGUAUGGACUCAUUCUACAAAGUACUUAACGAGAAGCAGCACCAAGCGGCGAUGCGCAAUGAAUACAACUUCGAUCACCCGGACGCGUUCGACAUAGAGCUGUUGAUCACAGUGCUGCAGAGACUGCGGGAAGGCAAGAAGGUCGAGGUCCCCAUAUACAACUACGUCACGCAUUCCAGGGAGAAUAGAACUAAAACUAUGUACGGUGCAAACGUCAUUAUAUUCGAGGGUAUCCUCGCCUUCUACAACAUGGAGGUUAACAAAAUGCUAGACAUGAAAGUGUUUGUCGACACCGACGCAGACAUACGCCUCGCGAGGAGACUAAGAAGAGACAUAGUCCAACGCGGCCGUGACCUAGAAGGAGUCUUGAAGCAGUACAUGAGCCACGUGAAGCCCGCGUACCAGAGCUACAUCGCGCCCUGCAUGGCACACGCCGACAUCAUAGUGCCGCGCGGCGGAGAGAACAAAGUCGCUAUACAUCUUAUAGUGCAGCAUGUUCAUAAGCAGUUGCAGUUGCGUGGUUUCAAAGUACGUGAGAAGCUUGCCAUCGCGCACAUCGGCCAACCAGUACCCGAUUCACUGUUUGUCCUCAAAGAAACUCCACAGGUGCAAGGUCUCCACACGUUCAUCCGCAACAAGGACACUCCGCGCGACGAGUUCGUGUUCUACUCGAAGCGUCUGAUGCGGCUCGUCAUCGAGUUCGCGCUCUCGCUGCUGCCCUACUCCGACCACGUCGUCGAUACGCCGCAGGGGUUCUCCUAUAAAGGUCGUAAAUGCGACGUGGAGAAGAUCUGCGGCGUGUCUAUCCUCCGCGCCGGUGAGACCAUGGAGCAAGCCGUGUGCGACAUCUGUAAGGACAUCCGCAUCGGCAAAAUACUCAUACAGACCAACCAACAGACUGAUGAGCCUGAGCUGUACUACCUCCGCCUCCCAAAAGACAUAAAGGACUACCGCGUGAUCCUGAUGGACGCGACGGUGGCGACGGGCGCGGCCGCCAUCAUGGCCAUCCGCGUGCUGCUGGACCACGACGUGCCCGAACAGAACAUCAGCCUCGUCAGCCUGCUCAUGGCCGAGAUCGGAGUGCACUCCAUCGCCUAUGCCUUCCCGCAGGUAAAAAUCGUGACAUCAGCGUUAGACCCGGAGAUCAACGAGAAGUUCUACGUGUUACCGGGCAUCGGUAACUUCGGCGACCGCUACUUCGGUACGGAACCCACGGACGACGAGUGAGGCCGCGGGGAACGCUUGUGUGUAGACUGCGAUCGUUAAUCGUCGCUCUGGAAUAUUCUAGAAGGUUCUAGAGGUAAUGUGUCGGUAUUUGGUUUGUAGGAGUCUGGUACAGAAGAAAUUGUGGAGAUUUUUAAUCGUGAUAUUGUUUUUUUUUUGUCAUUAAUUCGAAAAUGAAUUGUAAUGGUAUUCAGAUAAAGUUAAAAAUGCUUUGCAUUGUCUCUAUACGCUUUUCAUGAUAGAUUUCAUUAUUUCUUUAUCAUGUUAAGUUUUAAAAUUAUUUAUUACCACCUUGACUCCUACAAACCUAUACUGAAUAAAAUAAGACGUACGGUCGGUAACGAAAGCUUGUCUCGAACCUGCCUACAUUAUGUACUAAAUUUAGUACGCAACUUUCGUUGCUUACUGUACUGUAUGGAAAGUUAAUAGAAAGUAAGGCGAUUGACAUCUCAAGUGUAAAUGCUUCUCAGACGUAUUUAUAAGAAUGUCGUGUACAUGAUACGCAAAGAAAAAUGAUAAAAUUAGACACAAAAAGAUAGUGAUGACAUAGAGUAGUGAGCAAAUGGAGUGAUCAACUACAAAUAUAGCAGCAGAAAAAGUAAACAAAUAUCACGUAAUUAUUUUAAAUUUUAAAUAAUCUGAGAAUCGAUUUUUCCUAAUUGAAGCAUAGCCUGUUUUUCAUACUGAACAAUUUUUGUUCAGUAUUCAAGAAAUAUCUUUUACUCAAACUAGUUUUUGAAGAGCAUUUUUUUUUCUUAAAGGCUGUUCUAAAAUUUGUUCCUUCAUGUUCUUGUAAAUCACUGCAAUUGCUUUCUAAUCUGUGUAUUAUAGGCGAAAAAUAUGGACUGUCCCCGUGUAUUUAUUUAAUAAUCAUAAAUGUAUAUUUAUAUAAUUAAAUCUAAGUUUGACAUCUUGCUAUGGAAGUAGUCGCUAUGGUUUUAAGGAACUCGGGUAUAUCGAUGUGUAGAAUAUUCAGCAUAAAAUAAUAAAAACAGUGUAAAAAAACGCUUUUUCAAAUUGAUAAGAUGGUUUUUUACUAAGCACCAAUGAUUAAGUACUAAUAAAAAGUAUUUAAACCGAUCAUUUUAUACUGUUUACCAGUCCUAUAUAAACCGCAAUAAACGCGCCUUAACCUUAUAAUGCACUAUGAAUUUACACACUGUUAGAAAUGUUUAGAAUAACACGCAUGCGUUUAACACAAAUAAAAUGAUUGCUUGUUGCUUUGUAAUACUAUACUUAGAACUAAAUGCUGUGGAUGUGUUUUAGGUUGUAUCGUUAUCUAGUCCGCAGUUAUAUGAGUCGCGUAGAUCUCCAAGUAGUUUAAACUUUAAAAUAUCCAAACAUAUUGACCGUCCUAUGGCCAUCAGUCAAUACAAGUCUUUGAUAACCGACGACAGCUUUCGUCAAUUAAAUAAAUGGGUAAACAUUCGAGAUUAAAGAAAUUGUCACUUGUACGAAAGGCUUUCUUGAUAAACAACAGUCGUAAAGAUUAAAAAUAAUAUCUAAACCUAUAUUAAAAAGAUUAGUGAGCUUUUAAAUAUUAAAAUAAAACGGAACUGAAUACCUUCGUUAAAAUAUUAAGGUGUAAUAUUUAAUAUUUAUUUUAACCAUCCCAGUGCUGAAGCUCUACUAAGUCAAAGCUUGAGCAAGCUAAGUCACAAAAUAACGCGAAACCAAAGAAUAGUUCCUAGAUCGAACUGAUAGAUAUUUGUAGGAACGAAUUGAUGGCUGGAUUUACGUUUUUGGAUAUGUACGGGAUUUUUUAAUGGAAAUACCCUGUAUUUUUUGUAGUUAUACAAGUCUCUAGAGACCAAUGAACUAUCUUAAACUUAAACGACACGCAUUGGUCACUAGUAACCGACUUAUACUUUUUUUUUCUAUGUUUGAGCGCCAUGAAAUUAACAGGACGAAAGCGAUGAAUAAGAAAAUUACUCCAUAGCGCCACUUGCGUCGGUCACUGGUGACCGAUAAACAAAGAUUUACUAACCAUAAUAAUAUAACUACAUACAUAGAUACUUAUUUUUUCCGUUUUGCAACGAUUUUUUUUUAAAUAUGCUUUGUAAAUCCCGUGCACCCAAAAGCGUAAAUAAAUAGUGAAUGUAAAAUGAAACGUACUUCCAUAGCGACUUGUCGUAUCGGCUGACAUCUAGACUGGUAUCGAUAUCGAAUUAAAACGGUAUUUGUUAGAUUUAAAUUAAAACAUGCUGUAUAACGACAUUUCCCCAUCGCGCUAUCCUGCUCACACUUCACAUGUCAAACCGAGAGAUCGAUACACGAACUAUAAAUACUGUGUUAUGAAUGUUCACCACAUGUAGGCUAUCAGAAAUGGAAUUGUAAUAAAUGAAUGUCAUUUUCUUCUCAUGGUGUUGCCAAGAUUCAACAAAAACAUUUGAAAUCUAACAAAUACCUUUAUGUUAAUAUAACUUGCUUUUAAUUUAUAUUGCUAUUGCUUAUCGUCGAUAUAAUUCUUCGAUAAAUUGUUUGGGUGGUUUCGUAAUGCUUUCAAUUUAUACGAAAUAUACCACGUUUGAUUAGAUUAUACAAGCCGCGCACAUUUUAGCGUCCUUUUUUAAAGAAUUUAUUGUUUUACUAACAAACUCGGAUGUACUUAAUAACAAGAUCAAAGCAUAAUAAAUCCUAAAAUAAUGAAGUUAAGGUUCAUUAUUGCAACAGACUAUUCUUAACACGUUUUGCCCUAAAAAUGGUGCUUGUAAAUGAUGUUUCUUUUUUUGUUAUUUGUACAAAUUACAGAGUAUUUUUGCUGUCAUUUUAGAUCGAGGGUUUUUAAUAUAGCAUAAUCUAAAAACUGUUAAUAUAAUAGUUCCAGAAGACACUUUUUGUCUCAUCAUUCCUGUUUUAUAUACUGCCAUUUCUGUUUCAGUAUUAGGAAAUUCGCGGUGAUUUCAUAUUUAUGUAAAACUUUUUUAUAUGUAUAUAUUAGUCGAAUUGGCAUUUUAUUUGAAAAUAGGAACCUCGCUUCGGAAAGAUCAAUCAUGAUAUUAUUUAGCGUAAUUGUAAUAUUUAUUUGACAGUAUUCGUUUACUGUAAAUAAUUUUAAGUUAAUUUAGAUUUAAGUUUACACUUAAUGUAUGUGCUUAAUUUUUAAAGCUGGCAACGUUGUUACUAUUUAUGUUUCUACGUAAGUAAUCGGUUGUAAUGCCUGUGUAGAAUCGAGUGGUCUGAUCGAUUUGUCUCGAUUAUUUUGUAGUUGUGAAAGUUGUUUUAUCGAUUAAUUUGGAAGUUUAUAUGCAGUCGCUACAUGCUUCUGUUAACAUACGACUCGAAUUUACAAACAAGUGAUAAAACAAAAUGUUAUGACAUGCUUGAAAGCUGAAUCAGCUUUUUGAACGUUAACAACAAUAACAACUAAUUAAAUAUAAUACAAUUUUCAACUUUAUUAUUUACGUAAUAGAAUAUUAAAUUGUCAACUUUUUCGGAGUAUGAGAGCCAUGUCAAGUCUGUGCCACUCUUCCGCACCAUUAUGAAAUGCUUAAACGAAUUUGUAUAAUGUAUUUUGCAAGAGGAAAAAAUUACUUCAUCACUUGAAUAAACCCUUACAAUUAAUUUAUGGAUAUUCAAUUAUUUUACUUCUGACAAUUGAUAUCGAUAACACGUAAAAUACUUAGGAACUCUAUCUUGCAAAACUUUGUUGUUUGAAGUUGUUAACGUUCAAAAAGUUUGAAUUAUAUCUCAAUAAUAUUGUUCACAUAAUUUACUCCAUUGCACAAUCCUUGUGUACAAUAUAUACAUAAUUUGUAUCUAGCUAUUGUAUAAAUGUAAGUCGCUGUGAAUAUUAUGUGAAAAAUACAAAAAAAAAUGAAAGUAAUCUGAAAUACGAUGCGAAUAAUGAAUUAAAAAAGAUUAAAUACAA